Molecule: messenger RNA, 2664 nt
Organism: Didymodactylos carnosus
Lineage: Eukaryota; Metazoa; Rotifera; Eurotatoria; Philodinida; Philodinidae
Source: the annotation of a GenBank genome assembly
AUGGCUGGAGAUCCUCAUCAAGCUUAUCAACUAAUCAUGAGCUCUAGCUUAAAUAAUACAACGGGUAACAACGAAAAACCAACACAUUUGAACUAUCUUUCUUCUUUUCGUGUGGAUCAAUGUCAGUUAUUUUUACAGCACAAAUGUACACAACAUCGUCCAUUUACAUGCUUUCAUUGGCACUUUAUGAAUCAACGUCGACGACGACCGUUAAGACGCAAAGAUGGUACAUUUUGUUAUGAUCCAGACUUUUAUUGUGAUAAAUAUGACGAACAAAGUGGGGUUUGUUCUAGUGGAGAAGAUUGUCAGUUUCUUCAUCGUAAUGCGGGUGAUACUGAAAAACGCUAUCAUCUCCGAUAUCUUAAAACGGCUAUCUGCACACAUGAAACUGAUGCCAAAGGCCAUUGUGUAAAAAAUGGACCACAUUGCUCGUAUGCACAUGGUUUAUCUGACUCAAGACAACCGGUAUUUGAUAUUAGAGAAAUACAAAAUAGUGAAUUAGCAUUGGAAAGAUUAUCAAGAUUAUCAGUUAGCUUAGAAAAUGAACGAGCUCUCAAUGAUGAUCCAAAAUGGAAUGAUUCUCAAUAUGUACUGGCUAAUUAUAAAACGGAAUCUUGUAAAAGACCACCGCGACUAUGUCGACAAGGUUAUGCUUGCCCACAAUAUCAUAAUCCAAGAGAUAGACGAAGAAAUCCAUCUAUUUUUAAAUAUAAAUCAACUCCUUGUCCCCACGUGAAGCAAAGUGAUGAAUGGAUGGACUCUACUGCUUGUGAAUCGGGUGAUAAUUGUAAAUAUUGCCAUACAAGAACAGAACAACAAUUUCAUCCUGAAAUUUAUAAAUCAACCAAGUGUAAUGAUGUUUCUGUAACCGGUUAUUGCCCUCGCGGACCAUUUUGUGCAUUUGCUCAUAUAGAACAGGAGCUGAAAGCUUAUCGUGACUUCGAUCAUUUUACCAAUGAAUUGCCAUUGUCGUCUUUCAUACCCAUACCAGAAGAAAAAGAAGUUAGCAUUACAAUGAAUGCUUCAACAAGACCACAAAAGAAACUGUCGCAAGCAUCAUUAUUCGAAGUUGGAUCUUAUCCAAGCACAAAUGCAAAAACAUUUGAUCAAAUGGCAUCUAGAAACUUGUUAUUUACAAAUGAUAGUUCUUUCGGUGGAAGUGGUACAUUUGCUCAAGAACAAGAACAACAACACAUGACUAUCGAGAAUACAAAUCGUUCACCGCCCACUCCGUUGUUUUCUGAAUUUCGUUCGAUUUCUUCCCCGAUGUCUAUUCAUCCAGAUCAUGCAUUACCGCCGCCACCAUCCUUGAGCAACGAAACGUCAACAAAUUUACAAUUCAGUAAUACAAGUCUUGCAGCAGCUGUAGCCGCAUUACAAGCAGCUACUACUAGUCAUUAUAGUCAGUCGUAUCCACCCUUAUCUUUACUUUCAUUUCCACAAACAACCCAUCAGCAACAACAAAAUUCAGCAGCAACCAAUUUUAUAACGUCAAUACACGCUCAUCUUUCUUCGGUGGAAACGCCUUCAUCACUCUCGCCCUUCAUUAGUAGCGGUCGUAGUCUUCCGAAUACUUCUUAUUUUGACGAUGAGGGCGAUGAUUUAGAUCAUACUGAUACUUCACCACUACGUUUUGUCAAUUAUCAAAGUGAUGCACCAACAACAGUUGAUGUUAAAAAUUUAAUUGGCUUAUCAUUAAAAACAAUUGGUAUUGAAAAUAUUGAUGUUGAUGAAGUUGAUUUUGAUAAAGCAUCAAACAACAAUGAUGUAUUGCUAGAAGGCAUGGAUAACUUUGAUACACAUGUCCAUUCGUCGACAGCAGCCACUUCACCAAUUCCAACUAUCUCUUCCACAACAAAGACAUCUUUGAUCAGUAAUCGAACUACAUUACCUGUAAACAUACCAAAUUCAUUUCAAGCAUCCUAUGCAGAUUUUUCACAAUCACCAUCAAGAUCACCAUUUGAUUUACUCUCAUCAACAAAACAGCAACAACACCAAGAUGAAACAUUAGACUCCCCAAUCAAUAGCAUUUUUCCUGAACCUUCUACUACAGGGAGUGGAGGCCAUCCAGGAAGUUAUGCAAUGUCGGGUUUUAGUCAUGAUAUUCCUUCAAUAGUUCAUCAAUCAAAACAAGGAUCAGCUUCACCACAAUCGAACUACAGUCGUCUGAAUAGUAGCAACGGUGCCAUUUCAUCCGCCUCAUCAUCUUCCAUACCUAAUGAGAUCGAUAUCAUGCGUAAUCGUGUGCUGCAAAUGCAAGUUAUGGCAAUCACGCAGAAAGAAGCUUCCGAUCAUUGGAGAAGAGAGGCAGAAGAUAAUCAUCGAAUGGCUAUGCAGUUAGAACAAGAAAAAAAUCGUGCAAUUCAACAACGUGAUGAUGCAUUACAUCAAAUUGAUACUAUGCGUCAUUUACUAACGCAAAAUAUGCGUUUGUUACCGAGUGAUAAUGAUUUAAUGUCUUUACCAUUGGAUGACGUAAGAUUAUUACAGUCACGGUUGAAACAAGAAUUGAUGAAAAUAGCAUUAGUUGAACGUGCAAAAUCGAAUAAUAUCCACGAAAGUGCUAAUAUGCACUCGCCAACCCCUCAGACACAUGCAGUUUCGUCAAAUCAAGGAAAUAACAAUGGUAAAAAUCCAGUAUUAUUACACUCAGCAAAGCAGUAA